AUGGACGGGGGAGCUAUCUGGUUGGGGAUGAAUUUGACCGAAGAGACGAAGGAGGAACAAGCAAGUGGUGGUUGCUCCGCGUUUUCGGCCCGGUGGGAUGAAAGGCGCGGCACUUCUCCACCUCCUCCUCGCUCUCCUUCUCUUCCCAUUCAAUAAUUCUCCUCCCCGCCCGCGCUUGUUUGUUACUCCGCCAUUCCUCUCCUCCUCCCUUCUCCCUCAUGUUCAGUCGUCUCGGUCAAGUCGCCCGCCAUCUCACUCGACCGUCACUCAACCUCUCUUCCACGCCUACCUUCACCUCGCCCUCUCUGACCCCGCCCCUGCUUCGUACACCAUCCCCCAAAAUGACAUCAUCCGUCCUCCCGAAGAACAAGAGGACCAUUCACACGGCGGCAUGCCUGAUCAUUGGUGACGAGGUUCUUGGUGGAAAGACCAUCGACACCAACUCCGCCUUUUUCGCCAAGUUCUGCUUCUCCCUCGGCAUCCAACUGAAGCGCAUCGAAGUGAUUGCCGACGAUGAGAGCGAAAUCAUUGAAGCAGUGCGACGUAUGAGCGACCGCUAUGACUUCGUCGUCACCAGUGGAGGCAUUGGCCCAACCCACGACGACAUCACCUAUGAAUCGAUAGCCAAGGCCUUUGGUCUGAACCUAAAACUCCACCAAGCCGCGUUCGAGCGUAUGAAGAAGCUCUCCAAACCCCAUCCCAUGCAGCCAAACUUCGACUGGGACACCCCGUCACCUAGUCUGACGGCGAAGCUGCGCAUGGUCGAGAUCCCUCACGACGAGUCUGUGCCUUUGGAGGAACAGGCUGUGUUUGUUGCGGAUGAUAUGUGGGUGCCCAUUGCUAUCGUGAACGGCAACGUCCAUAUCCUUCCUGGUGUUCCUCGUCUCUUCGAACGGCUACUCGAGCAUCUCAAGCCGAACCUGUUGCCUCGCUUGGUCAACCCGGAGGGAAAGGGCAUCUAUCGCUACCUGUUCAGCACACCACUCCCGGAGAGUACGGUCGCCCCCUACCUGACGGAACUUGCUACUCGUGUUGCUUCGAAGAACAUCAAAGUUGGCAGUUACCCCCGCUGGGGUAAUAAGCGCAACACUGUAACUCUGGUCGGCACUGACAAGGAGUUCAUGGACUCGCUUAUCGCAGAGGUGGAGCAGAAUGUCGAGGGAACCAAGGUAACUCGAGAGGAUGAGCUUGACCCUCCCUCGGACGCUGAGGAGGGCAAAUAAGCGGAACGUUGGCGGUCAUAGUAUGUCUUUCCAAACAAUAGUUGCUAGAUUUGUAGACAAUGACACGCUAUUCCGGAUAUGCAUG
Aspergillus piperis CBS 112811 is the source of this 1308-nucleotide messenger RNA. Its product is annotated as flavin adenine dinucleotide pyrophosphatase. The record is from RefSeq and is a predicted model, not a curated record. Lineage: Eukaryota; Fungi; Ascomycota; Eurotiomycetes; Eurotiales; Aspergillaceae. The transcript is spliced from 3 exons. Bases 219 to 1223 code for a protein of 334 amino acids.